Molecule: messenger RNA, 579 nt
Organism: Somion occarium
Lineage: Eukaryota; Fungi; Basidiomycota; Agaricomycetes; Polyporales; Cerrenaceae
Source: the annotation of a GenBank genome assembly
AUCAUCAUUGUCACGGUCGUAUUAUUAUGUCUUCAACAACGGAAGGAGUCGAUGCUAUAACUCAAUUCCUUUCCUAUCCUUUCGAUAAAGACGAUGCCUUUCAGCAAGGACUCACAGGAAUCAUCGCGAACGGUGCCUUUGACUGCAAGACAGAUGCUGAGAAGCAAGAGGUGAUUCGCCGCUCACAGAUAUUUUACUUCAAUCAUACGAAGGGAUACUCGAUCACAUGGGAUGAAGUCCAACGGCGGCUUCCAUCUAAUCCUUCCGCCGUACCUGCGCAGACAACAACGACAGACUCUCAGGCAUCUGCCGACGAGCAGACAGCGCGGCAGCUCAGUCUUGCAGAACUGAAGGUGCUUAUUGAGUCAGGCAGAACUGACCAAAUACCUAAUAAUCGCAUCAUACCGAACGAUCUCAAUCCUCGGACACCAAGUCAAUCGACUGCCCCGGCACGGAAGAAACCCUGGGAGUUAAACACGGCAGCGACAGAAUAAUGCAUCUCGCGCAUGUUCGUAUCAAAAGAAGUUGUACAAAUACAAGGACAGUAUAGCAGACCAUUUUUAUACUACUCUAAUCUGC